Messenger RNA from Penicillium argentinense, 1596 nucleotides. RefSeq lists its product as uncharacterized. The record is from RefSeq and is a predicted model, not a curated record. The coding region runs from base 1 to 1596 and encodes 531 amino acids. Lineage: Eukaryota; Fungi; Ascomycota; Eurotiomycetes; Eurotiales; Aspergillaceae. Gene Ontology annotation, biological process: guanine metabolic process. Gene Ontology annotation, molecular function: guanine deaminase activity; zinc ion binding. The transcript is spliced from 2 exons. Gene Ontology annotation, cellular component: cytosol.
AUGUCAAUGCAGGGCGACUACCACUUCGUCGUCUACAGAGGAACCUUCAUCCAGCUCCCCCGUCGCCCAACAGACUCAACACCGCUAGCACUGCAGCGGAACAUCGGCGCGCUUUGGGUAUCCGCGCAUGACGGCGAUAUCAAGGGGUUCGACUGGGGCAUCACAGACGACGCAUCCUUCCAGAAUUUCAUGCAAUUACAUGGCUGGGUGGAUGUUGAUUCCCAGACGAAUGGAGUGGCUGCCACCGCAACAAAGGUCAAGGUUGUUAUUGCGAGUGAGGAGCAGAAUGAGUUCUUCUUCCCGGGAUUCAUUGAUACACACAUCCACGCCCCCCAAUACCCAAACUCGGGCCUCUUCGGCUCCUCAACAUUGCUGGACUGGCUAGAAACCUACACCUUCCCCGUAGAAUCCGGCUUCGGCACACAACCAACACCAGGCUCAAAGCAAGAGCAAAAACCAGAAGAAGCGCCAAUAUCAGCUCUGCACAUCUACGACCAGGUCGUCUCACGCACCCUCUCCCACGGCACAACAUGCGCCUCCUACUUCGCAACCAUCCACGUCCCAGCAACAAAUGCCCUAGCGGUCCUCUGCCACAAGCGUGGCCAACGCGCCUUCAUCGGGAGAGUCUGCAUGGAUAAUCCCGACUUUUGUCCGGAAUAUUACAAGGACCUUUCGGCCGAGGAUUCGCUUGCCGCGACGAGGGAUACGAUUGAGUUUAUUCACGGUCUUGAUCCGAAGGGGCGUUUGGUUAAGCCGAUCGUCACGCCGCGGUUCGCGCCGACGUGUUCGCGACAUGCGUUGACGUGGUUGGGGGAGUUGGCGUCUAGUUUCACGCCGCCAUUGCAUAUUCAGACGCAUAUUGCGGAGAAUAAGAAUGAGGUUGCGCUUGUAAGGGAGCUGUUUCCCGAGGCGGAGAGCUAUGCGGCUGUCUAUGAUCGGCAUAACCUGCUUACGCCGCGGACGAUCCUCGCACACGCUGUGCAUCUAUCCGAGGCUGAGCGGGACCUUGUUAAGAGCCGCGAGGCGAAAAUCUCGCACUGUCCUACCUCGAAUGCGGCGCUUGGUUCUGGAAUCGCGCCUGUUAGGGCGUACCUUGAUAAGGGUAUUACUGUUGGCCUUGGUACGGAUGUUAGUGGUGGGUAUAGUCCCUCCAUCCUGGAAGCUGCGCGGCAGGCGUGUCUUUCGUCGAGGUUAUUGGGGCAUGUGAAGGAUUUUGUUGAUGGCAGUCCGGCAGCGGGGGGGAAGGAUGAAGGGCGAGAGAAGCUUUCUGUCGCGGAAAGCUUGUACCUCGCUACGCGGGGUGGUGCAGCUGUUGUUGGGAUGGAGGAGAAGCUGGGUGGAUUCGAGGUUGGGAUGGCGUUCGAUGCGCAGCUUGUUCAGCUUGGAAAUGCGAGGAUGGGUGGGUUAUCGCCUCUGAUGGUGAAUGGGGAUGUGCCUGCUGGUGUAUUAAAGGGCCAGGAUGGUCCAGUUGGCAAUGUUGAUAUCUUUGGGACGGAGACGUGGGAGGAGAAGGUUCAGAAGUGGCAUUGGAGCGGGGAUGAUCGGAAUGUUAGGGCUGUUUGGGUGAGGGGGAGGUUGGUGCAUCAGCGGGAGUAG